Messenger RNA from Coffea eugenioides, 3995 nucleotides. RefSeq names its product DExH-box ATP-dependent RNA helicase DExH15 chloroplastic. Gene Ontology annotation, molecular function: nucleic acid binding; ATP binding; RNA helicase activity. The record is from RefSeq and is a predicted model, not a curated record. The transcript is spliced from 16 exons. Lineage: Eukaryota; Viridiplantae; Streptophyta; Magnoliopsida; Gentianales; Rubiaceae. The coding region runs from base 23 to 3547 and encodes 1174 amino acids. Gene Ontology annotation, biological process: nuclear-transcribed mRNA catabolic process, 3'-5' exonucleolytic nonsense-mediated decay. Gene Ontology annotation, cellular component: Ski complex.
ACAGCUCAUUUUCUCUCCCGCCAUGCCCGCACCCUGCUGCAUCUUCUCCCCUCCCCUUCUCUCACUCUCCACACCGAAGUCCUCCCCAUUUCUACCCUACCAGACUCUCCUCCAUUUCCGAGCCUUCAAUUUCUGCUCGCCCAAGACUCUUCACACCUCAAAAAACCCUCUCAAAUUCGGCAAAACCUUUUAUAAACUCCCUAAAUCAAUUUUCCCUGCCGAGUCUCAAGUCUCCGACGAAGAAGAUGAAGACGAAGGCGAAGAGCAACUAGAGGAGGAUGAUAAUGAAUAUGCGGACGACGAUGAAGAUAUUGCGGCUGAUGAAUACGACGGCGUGCGACACGAGGUGAGCGAAGAAGAGGAAGAAGAGGAAAUUGAGAGUUUUUCCGUGGUGGCCGAGAGUAAGGAGUCCAAGCAUGAGGAAUUCAAGUGGCAGAGAAUCACGAGGAUUUGUAACGAAGUUAAAGUGUUCGGCGAUGAAAUUCUCGAUGUUGAUGAGCUCGCUUCCAUUUACUCUUUCAGAAUUGAUAAAUUUCAGCGAUCGGCAAUUCAAGCAUUCCUGAGAGGAUCAUCAGUGGUGGUUUCUGCACCAACCAGUAGUGGGAAAACUCUAAUAGCAGAAGCUGCAGCAGUUGCCACAGUGGCCAAAGAAAGAAGAUUGUUCUACACAACUCCCUUAAAGGCUCUAUCUAAUCAGAAAUUCCGUGAAUUCCGUGAAGCAUUUGGUGAUAGUAAUAUUGGGCUCAUUACUGGAGAUUCAGCUAUUAACAAAGAUGCCCAAGUUGUAAUUAUGACUACAGAGAUUUUGCGCAACAUGCUGUAUCAGAGUGUAGGAGUUGUUUCAUCUGAAAGUGGACUUCUCCAUGUUGAUGUGAUUGUUCUGGAUGAAGUGCAUUACUUGAGUGACAUAUCUCGGGGUACAGUUUGGGAAGAGAUUGUUAUAUAUUGCCCAAAAGAAGUGCAACUUAUAUGCCUCUCAGCAACUGUUGCUAAUCCAGAUGAACUGGCUGGUUGGAUUAAUCAGAUUCAUGGUAAAACCGAGUUGGUGACAUCAUCCAAGCGUCCGGUUCCUUUGACUUGGCACUUCUCAACAAAGACAGCUUUGUUACCUCUUCUUAAUGAGAAAGGCACUGGCAUGAAUAGGAGGCUCUCACUAAAUCGCAUGGAACCUGAUUCUUUUGGAACUGAUUUCUCCAAGGAUGAAAGGCCCAGGAGAAGGAACUCAAGAAAACAUGAAAAUGAUGUAACUACACUUUCAAAGAAUGGUGUAAACACCACUCGCCGCUCACAAGUCCCUCAAGUUGUAGACACGUUAUGGCAGCUUAAGGGAUGGGAUAUGCUUCCUGCAAUUUGGUUUAUCUUUAGCAGGAAAGGAUGUGAUGCAGCGGUGCAGUAUCUUGAAGACUGCAAGUUACUUGAUGAGUGUGAGAUGAGUGAAGUUGAACUGGCACUGAAGAAGUUUCGUGUUCAAUAUCCUGAUGCUGUCAGAGAAUCUUCCGUGAAAGGUCUUCUCCGAGGGGCUGCAGCUCAUCAUGCUGGCUGCCUUCCCUUAUGGAAAUCUUUCAUAGAGGAGCUGUUUCAAAGAGGGCUAGUUAAGGUUGUUUUUGCCACGGAAACACUUGCUGCUGGAAUUAACAUGCCAGCGAGGACAGCUGUAAUUUCGUGUCUUAGCAAAAGGGGUGAAAGUGGACAUAUCCAGUUAAGCUCAAAUGACUUGAUGCAAAUGGCUGGCCGUGCUGGUCGUAGGGGCAUUGAUGAUAGAGGUCAUGCAGUUCUUGUUCAAACGCCAUAUGAAGGCCCUGAAGAGGGCUUCAAGCUUCUUUUUUCUGGCCUCAAGCCUCUUGUAUCACAGUUUACUGCUUCUUAUGGAAUGGUUCUGAAUCUUCUAGCGGGUACAAAAGUUAGAAGUAGAAUGAGUGAAUCAGAUGACAUAAAAGUCUUACAAGCAGGCCGGACUUUAGAAGAAGCGAAGAAGUUAGUUGAGCAGAGUUUUGGAAAUUAUGUUGGGAGCAAUGUUAUGCUUGCUGCCAAAGAAGAACUUGCUAGGAUACAAAAUGAUAUAGAGAUGCUGACUGCAGAAAUUACUGAUGAAGCUAUUGAUAGGAAAAGCCAGAAACUGUUGUCUCAAUCAGCAUAUAAAGAGAUUGCCACCCUCCAGGAAGAACUAAGGGCAGAAAAACGUAGGCGGACUGAUCUACGAAGAAAAAUGGAAUUGGAGAGACUCUUUUCUUUGAAACCACUGUUGAAGGAGCUCGAAGAUGGGCACUUACCCUUUAUGUGCUUACAGUAUAAUGAUACUGAUGGGGUUCAACAUCUGCUUCCUGCUGUCUAUCUGGGGCUGCUUGAUUCUCUGAAUGCUUCCAAACUUAAAAAAAUGGUCAGCAGUUCAGAUUCUUUUGCACUAAGUUUAGACAGACAAAUUUAUCAAUCAGGUUAUACUGGAUGCAAACAUGAAGUUGCACCAUCUUAUCAUGUGGCUCUUGGUUCGGAUAAUUCUUGGUAUCUUUUCACGGAAAAGUGGAUAAGAACAGUUUACAGGACUGGCUUUCCUAAUGUUCCCCUGGCUCAAGGUGAUGCUUUGCCUCGGGUAAUCAUGACAGAACUUCUUGACAAGGGGGACAUGCAGUGGCAGAAGCUUGUCGAAUCUGAGCUUGGGGGUUUGUGGUGCAUGGAAGGAUCUCUUGAGACGUGGUCUUGGAGUUUAAACGUGCCAGUCUCAAGUAGUCUUUCACAAGAUGAUGAGGUACUAAAACUAUCUCAAGCAUACUAUGAUGCAGUACAAAGCUACAAGGAUCAGAGAAAUAGAGUCUCCCGUUUAAAGAAAAAAAUUGCACGUAGCGAAGGCUUUAAAGAAUAUAAGAAGAUAACUGAUUUUGCCAAGUUUACUGAAGAAAAGAUUCGACGUUUAAUGGCCAGAUCAAAGCGUCUGACUAACAGAAUCAAGCAGAUUGAACCUUCUGGUUGGAAGGAAUUUCUGCAGGUCAGCAAUGUCAUACAUGAAGCUAGGGCCUUGGAUAUAAACACACACGUCAUAUUCCCCCUGGGUGAAACUGCAGCUGCAAUUCGGGGAGAAAAUGAACUCUGGCUUGCUAUGGUUCUUCGAAACAAGAUAUUGCUGGAUCUAAAACCUGCACAGUUUGCUGCUGUCUGUGGAAGCCUAGUUUCUGAAGGGAUUAAGAUCAGGCCCUGGAAAAAUAACAGCUAUAUAUAUGAAGCUUCCUCCACUGUGACCAACGUAAUCGAAUUUUUGGCAGAUCAAAGAAGCUCACUCUUAGAACUUCAGGAAAAGCAUGGAGUAAUGAUACCUUGCUGCUUGGAUAGCCAAUUUUCUGGUAUGGUUGAAGCCUGGGCUUCUGGUCUAACUUGGAGAGAGAUUAUGAUGGACUGUGCGAUGGAUGAAGGUGAUCUAGCUCGUCUCUUACGUCGAACAAUUGAUUUAUUAGCACAGAUUCCCAAGUUGCCUGACAUUGACCCACUACUGCAAAGCAACGCCAAGGGUGCAUCUGAUAUCAUGGACCGUCCCCCAAUAAGUGAGCUGGCGGGGUGAGCUAUGACGAGGACAUUAAUUGGAGAAAAUUAUCUAAUUGUGGGUGAUGGUGUCCAUUUCUACAAAUUUCAAGGGACUGUUGAUGAUGGCAGACAAAAGCUACAAGAACAUGCAGGUGAGGUGUGUGGCAAAUUAUUGGAAGGAAAUGAAAAAGUUCCAUACUUAGUUGCAUCAGUAGAGGUCCUGAAGGAGACUACAUAGCAUAAAUUGGUUGAUGUUUGAGACUUCAAUUGAAGUUUUUUGAACUCACACGUUACAUCCUGCCGCUAAUUUGACUAAAAUGGAAAACGUUACAUUUGCCACUUACUAUUGUAAGAGGAGAAACCAUUAUCAUCAUCAAGGGGUAGGUGGGGAACCAUUGUUGAUCCCUUUUAAAAAGGAAAAGAAUAGGAGAAACCAUUAUUCUUACAUAAGACGUGUUUACAUUUAUUUCGAUGAUUUUUUCUUA